GCACGCCCUCUACGUUUACAAGAGGUAAGACAAGAUGACUCCUACAUGAAGCAGACGUGGAACACGAAUGGAGUGUUUGUUUUAUGAUUAUCUGUCCUCUCUUAUGUUCCUAGCGGAGACUGAUUGUUUUAAAGAAUCGUAACCAUCAUUUCAAGAUGGCAACAUCAGGCAAUGGGACCUUUAUACCAAUGGUAUCAUCUUCACCACCUCCCAUGGAUGAUGUUGCAUUUGAUGAUGAUGAUGACGAAUUCAGCAAUUUCUCCAGUGCACCUGUAGGUCUAGACUCUCCUCCAGGCAAGUGGGUUAGCUCAACUAAGGGAUCGUUUGAGCCCAUCAAACCUGAUCUAUCUGACCCCUUCCAUCCUACAGAUGAUUCCCAUCCUUCUAACAAUCAGGAGGACUUUGGAACAUUUGCAGCAUUUGGGUCACCCAACCCAAGUCAAGAUAAGCAGAACACUAGUGACAAAUUUCUAACUAAUAAUAACAUAAAAGCACACUCUAUUAAUGGCAAUGAAAGUGAUGAGGAAGAUGAGUUUGCAGAUUUUGCAUCUUUUCAGAAUCAUCCCAUUGGAGGAUCCAGUAAGAGUGACCAAUCAUUUUUGGACAAUGGCAAGUUAAGCGAAGUGUCAUCCUAUGUACUCAAUAAGAACAACUCUCAUGAAAAUUAUGAAUCACACAAUGCUCAUUUUCCUCAGAGCUUAGACAGAGAUGGCAAGGGCUUAAAUAAAAGUUCUGAUGACCUCCACUCAGAUGACAGUACUUCAAUAGGUGGAAUAUCUCCUCUUGGUGAAAUACCACACACAGGGAUUAAAGCAGGAGGUGUGCUGUCAGAUUCUCAAUCUAGGAUUCCUUCACAGUCUUCUACAGAUUACCAAGUAGCAACUGGUGAACAUAAAGACAUGGUUGAAAAUGAUGAUGAGAGUGAGGUAACAAGAAGAAAAAGUGACUCUUUGACUGCUCAUUUAGAGAAACCAUCAACAGGAUCUCUCAGCUUCUUUAGAGACAGUGACAGACAAACCUUUGAUUCUGGAAUUGACAGCAUCAUGACACCCUCUGAUUCUAGUCCUGAAGGUAAGGAUGAUUGUUCUGGAAAUGUUAUAUGUGAAGAAGAUACAAGCAAUCAUUCAUCAAAUAUUGGACCAAAUACUGUAAAUGAUGACGAAUGGGGUGAUUUUGAUAACUUUUCAUCUGCUGAUAGUCAUGCCAAGCAGUCAAUUAACGCAGAAGUCCCAGAACUGUCAAAAAAUUAUAAUACAGGUAAAGAAAACACACAAGAAAGUGAUGACUUUGGAGAGUUUGGAUCAGCGGAAAGAACUCAGCAACCUCAAGCAAUUUCAGACAAUACAGGGAAAGGUGUGCUUUCAAAUUCAGAGAGCUGGCCCAAACCCGACUGUGGCAAUACUAAAAUUAAUUUGUCAACACCUCAAAGUAAAACAACAGUGCAAUGUGAAGAUGAUGAUGAUGAUUUUGGAAACUUUGACAAUGCUGAAAAAGAAAAGUCUGACAAUGUAAUUUCAUUCAGAAAGCAAGAUGAUGAUUUUGAUGAUUUUGGAGACUUUUCAUCAACCAAAAGUAUGUGUGUAAAUGAAAUCAGCAAGCAAAUUCAACAAAAAAAUGGUGAUGAUUGGGGAAGGUUUGGUGAUGAGAAAACACCAAAUCAUUCAGUAGCAACAGCAGGAGAUGAUGAUGAUGAUGAUUUUGGAGACUUUGGAUCAAAUCCUGGUCCAUCGUCUAGUUCUGUUAUGGACUCCAGAAAUGAUGAUGAAUUUGGAACGUUCAGCUCAAAUGAUGGAUCGACACUGGGUGAUUCAAGUGUUAAAAGCACAAAAAGCGAUGAUUUUGGAUCGUUUGGUAGUAGCAGGACUGUAUCAGGUUCAACAAUCCCUCCAGGAACAGGCAGUGUCUCUUCAAAGGUACCCAUUGGUGGAAGGGUGGAAAGGCUCUUCAAAUCCUGUUUCCCUAGGUCUCUUCAAGGAACAUCAACCAAUCAACCAGUACACACCCUCCAGAAAAUUAUAACAGUUAAAGAACCAGUACCAGCUAAGACCAAGACGGGCAAAAGCUCUGCUACAAAUGGUAUGGUUUGGCUUUCACUCAGUGAUAUGGAGAAUACAAUGGCUCAGAAAUACCACUGGAAUGACUCCAAGAAUAGUGGAAAGCUUCUCUUGUCUCUUGGAAUUGACUCAAGAAAUAUUCUACCCCCAGGGCGUGGUGGACGUCCCUUGUUUGCCCAGGAGCUUGGUAUGUUAACACCCAGUAAACCUGGUGAGGGCUCUGACAAGAUACCCCUCGGUGGCACUAGUGAUGUCAGCAGUGCAGCAGAAGAUGGCAUAUCAACCAACUCAUCUGUUACUGAGGAUACUGUACCCAAAGCAGAGUUUGACUGGAGCAACAGUGGUCUUAUUAACCCUUUAGAUGCAAACAGUUUAAACCUGGACUUUUUCGCCAAUGAGCGAAAGAGCUCUUCUUCUAGACAUAAAUCUAGAUCAGUGCAAAAAGUGGACCCAGAACUCUUGGACCUUGCGGUGAGUCCAUCUGAACCUCCACUCCAACCAGCAUUGACUCCAUCUUCCUCAUCUACCAACCAACCAUCAUCAUCUUCCUCUCAGAGAAAGUCUCCCAAUGCUCUUGACGAGAUCCUCAAACAUUCCUCAUCCUCCAUGGUCAAACAGAAACCAAAGCGAGAGGCAGGUCUCAGUUCUGAAGCCAAUUCUGUCUUGGAUUCACUCCCAGAUCUCUCCUACAUGCUAGCUAAGGUUCUCAUGUUCCCUGUCGCUUCUUCCAACUCGUCAUCUCCAUCCAAACCAGCAGCAAAGAAUGAUGCAGUCCAGGGCACUGGCUGGGCAGAGUCAAUCUCAUGACACGAUGGUCAGUAACGUUUGGUCAUUCUCAUGACACGAUGGUCAGUAACGUUCGGUCAAUCUCAUGACACGAUAGUCAAUAACAAGUGGUCAUUCUGAUGAAAGGAUAGUCAAUAACAUUUGAUCAAUCUCUUGACAGGAUAGUUGAUAAUAAUUGGUCAAUCUCAUGACAAGAUAGUCAAUACUUGGGCAAUCUUAUGGCAGGAUAGUCAAUAAUACUUGGUCAGUCACAUGACAGGAUACUCAAUAACACUUGGACAAUCUUAUGGCAGGAUAGUCAAUAAUACUUGGUCAAUCUCUUGACAGGAUAGUCAAUAAUACUUGGUCAAUCUCUUGACAGGAUAGUCAAUAAUACUUGGUCAAUCUCUUGACAGGAUAGUCAAUAAUACUUGGUCAAUCUCUUGACAGGAUACAAUUGUUCAAUCUCAAAAGUUCAUGUUGUCUAUUGGUUUAUAUCUUGCCUACAUUUACUAUUCAUCAUACAAUUCCCAAGAAUGUUCUGUAAUCUGAUCACAGAUCACGGAUCACAUGAUAUUCAGCGAAUUGCACUAUGGCAUCCAAAAUGCACUGUCCUGCACUCUGACGUCGUACCAAAUGUACUAUCCUGCACUCUGACGUCAUACCAUAUGCACUAUCCUGCACUCUGACGUCAGAGUGCAGGAUAGUGUGAGGUCUGGAAUUAUCUAGAAUUAUCUAGAAUUAGAUCAAAUAUGGCAUUUGGGGCAACAGUAACAUUGGGGAGAGAGGGUUGUAUAAAA
Molecule: messenger RNA, 3619 nt
Organism: Lytechinus variegatus (green sea urchin)
Lineage: Eukaryota; Metazoa; Echinodermata; Echinoidea; Temnopleuroida; Toxopneustidae
Product: aftiphilin-like
Exons: 8
Coding region: 156-2861 (901 amino acids)
Biological process (GO): intracellular transport
Cellular component (GO): trans-Golgi network membrane; AP-1 adaptor complex
Molecular function (GO): clathrin binding
Source: RefSeq, a predicted model, not a curated record